AUGAUGAGCCUUUUCGGCCAGGCGAGUUCCAAGAUAUCCAAGUCACGCGCGUCAGAGGAAGACAAGGUCCCGGACGACACCGAGCCAGAUGACACCUCUAUCUUGGACGAGAACGAGGGCUCGAUCAUCUCAUCGCUCAUCUCGCAGCUCCGAGUGGGCAUGGAUCUGCACAAGGUGACGUUCCCGACGUUCGUCCUGGAGCCGCGGAGCAUGCUGGAGCGCAUCACCGACUUCAUGUCCCAUCCUGAUCUCCUCUUUGGCGCGGAGACGUGCGACGACCCAGAAGAACGCUUCAUCCGCGUGCUGCAGUACUACCUCGCCGGCUGGCACAUCAAGCCCAAGGGCGUGAAGAAGCCAUACAACCCUGUCCUGGGCGAGUUCUUCCGCUGUCGAUAUGACUACCCUGACGGCUCUCGCGGGUUCUACAUUGCUGAACAAGUUUCCCAUCACCCGCCGAUAUCCGCGUUCUAUUACGUCUCGCCCGCGAACAAGGUAGCCGUCAUCGGCGAACUCCGGCCAAAGUCCAAGUUCCUCGGGAACUCGGUGUCGACGGUGAUGGAGGGCGAGAACCGCGUCUACCUCCUCGGCCGUCCGGAGGACAACGAGUACGUGAUCUCGAUGCCAAACAUGUACGCGCGCGGGAUCCUGUGGGGCAAGAUGUUCCUCGAGCUCGGGGACUCGUGCACGGCGAAGAACGAGAAGACGGGCCAUUAUGCGGAGAUCCAGUUCAAGACCAAGGGAUACUUCUCCGGGACGUACAACGCGAUCCAGGGCCGCAUACGCCGCGGCAACACAGAGGUCGGCGAGGUGUCGGGCAAGUGGAGCGCGACGAUGGAGUUCAAGAGCUCGAAGGGGGAGAAGCGGGUGCUGUUCGACGCCGUCCGGGAUGGACAGAAGAUCGCGCCAAAGUGGGUAGCGCCUGAAGACGAGCAGGAGCCGAACGAGUCCCGCAGAUUGUGGACGCGCCUGACGCGCGCGAUCGUCGCGAAGGACAUGGACGCGGCGACGGAGGCGAAGACGGCCGUCGAGGACGCGCAGCGCGAGCAGCGGCGGGUCAUGGAAGAGCGCGGGGAGGUGCACGUCCCCCGCUUCUUCCACCUCAAGGACGGCCGGUGGGUGCCCAAGCUCGCACUGCCGACGGACCCUCAGGAGGCCGUGGCUGCCGUGGAGAAGUUCAUCUGGCCAGCGCUCCCGCCCUCAUACGUCCAGUCACCCGCACUACAGCAGCAACAGUAA
Dichomitus squalens LYAD-421 SS1 is the source of this 1236-nucleotide messenger RNA. Its product is annotated as Oxysterol-binding protein. Gene Ontology annotation, molecular function: sterol binding. The transcript has 11 exons. The record is from RefSeq and is a predicted model, not a curated record. NCBI's taxonomy places the organism in Eukaryota, Fungi, Basidiomycota, Agaricomycetes, Polyporales, Polyporaceae. Gene Ontology annotation, cellular component: intracellular membrane-bounded organelle; cortical endoplasmic reticulum; cytosol. Bases 1 to 1236 code for a protein of 411 amino acids.